Serpula lacrymans var. lacrymans S7.9 is the source of this 762-nucleotide messenger RNA. RefSeq lists its product as uncharacterized. The record is from RefSeq and is a predicted model, not a curated record. The transcript is spliced from 6 exons. Lineage: Eukaryota; Fungi; Basidiomycota; Agaricomycetes; Boletales; Serpulaceae. The coding region runs from base 1 to 762 and encodes 253 amino acids.
AUGGUCUCCACGCGUUCAGCUGGGAAAAUUUCAUACAAACGCAAAAGAGUGGACGAUGGUUCCAGCAGUGAAGUGGACUCGGUAAAUGGGGAACCACAAAACUCGGACUCGGAGGAUGAAACGAGUCAAACGGAUUUACAGGGCCACCUGUCCGCAGUGCAGACCUGUGUAACGCAGCUUGUGACCCAAGUAAAAUCUCUUCAGGAGCGGAACAGGAAACUUAAAGGUGAUUUAGAACGACUACAUCACAGAGAAGAGUCCAUUCAAUCAAAACAGGGUAAGAGAGGUGGCAAGAGCAACACUGAUUUGAAGAACCAGGUGGAUAGCUUGCGAGUUAUUAUACAGGGUCUGAAGAGGUUACAACAGAAAGAAGUCAAAAAGGAGGCAAAUGAACUGACAGGCGGUGAGAUGGCGGAUAGCGACGAUGACGUAGUUUAUCAGAUGAGGAAGCUGUCGCGACGUUUUCAAGAUUUGAUGUUGGCAGCAGUUCUGGAAGAACAUGAAGAGUGUCGCAUCUGCCUCGAAGAGAUGAAGCUCGAAAAAUGUUCAAGAUGUUCAAUGUCCGAUUUGUCGAGCGCGAUGGCCGACUGUGAACUGGUCCAUCUCACCCCGAACGAUCGAUGGGAUGAGUUAUUAGACGUGGCUAAAAGAGCGGGUGAACUAGACCAUCUCGGUGGGGUGUCUUCAAGUGAAGAAGAGAACGAAGAAGACUUUGUAGAUGAUCACAGAUAUAAGCUCGACAUCCUCAGGCCCCACGAAUGA